GCGGUCUGGUGUAAAUGUCUUCAUGUUAACAGCCUGUAGAACUAUAUGCAAAUGAAAAUCCCAAUCUCCAUACCAACAUGUAGCCACCUGAAGGACUCACCGUCUCCAGAAAAAAGCAGGCAGCGGUGCCAUUUCCUGCCCGUGACCGCCUAUGCACAUAUGACGCCCGUAUGUAUGUAGGUGCCCCUAAGCACCCUGCUCCAUGCUGUCUGCCGCUGCGCUACCCUGGGGCACCUAGAAAAAGAAUAGACCCAAACCAAACCCAACCAAAUCCGCGAGUAAAUGGCACAAAAUAUGAGAACGCCCGUCGACGUAAAUCCGCCGCUCCCGUGGACGAAACCCGGAGUCCCAAGAAAACACACAAAACCCAGCCCAGUAGAAAGAUGGAUAGAUGGAUGGAUGGAU
Lasiosphaeria miniovina is the source of this 405-nucleotide messenger RNA. RefSeq lists its product as uncharacterized. NCBI's taxonomy places the organism in Eukaryota, Fungi, Ascomycota, Sordariomycetes, Sordariales, Lasiosphaeriaceae. The annotation marks the transcript as partial. The record is from RefSeq and is a predicted model, not a curated record. The transcript has a single exon.